ACAAACAGGUGAAAGGGAACCGAAGAAACAUCAAACUGUCGGUGUCGGCAGCGUUGUCAUUAAACGCCAUUUGGAAUAUUUUUUUAUUUUCUGGUGCGAAAAUAUAUUUUCAAUCAACGAUUUCAUUAUUUAUCGGACCCUGAAUGAUGUCGCGACACAUCACCGAGACGGAUAUCUCGCUGGACUACUCUUCCGAGCCCGAUGAGUACGAAUCGGAGUACGUCCAGGAUCUGCUCUUGCUGGCAGAUCAGUUCGAGGUGUACGUGGGUAACACCGGGAAGGUAAAUUACGAGAAGUACUACUGCUUGUUCAAGCAGCACGGCUUCAUGAAGGAUAUGACCUUUUGGCGUACCCACAACCACUUGUACCAUGCGCGGGUUGUUUACCGGUCCAAGGGGGAGGCGGACAAAGCGGUCGAGCAGAUGAACAAUCGGAAGUUCUUCGGCAAGCGCAUUCGGGUGUGGCAUGCGCUGGAAAAAGUGGAGUUGGAUUAUGCGGCAGCUAUCCGGGUCGAUGAUCUGGCGGCGGAUGUAUCUGAGGAGGAUAUAUUCGACCAUUUUCUAUCCUGUGGUGACAUAAAAUUUGUCGUAAAGACUGGCUUCGCGGCUUAUGUGCAGUUUGCAUCUUCGUCGGCUGCUUCCCAAUCGCUAGGAUUGGAAAUGAUUCUGAACGGGGAUCCGUACACUUUGAGCAGGAUCGCGGCGGAUGAUCGGAUUGAUCACGCACAGGUCAUAGAGAACAUGAAGGACAUCAAGUAUCGGAAGCCGUUCGUGAUUGUGGAGAAUUAUCCGGAGCUUCCGUUUGAAGAUCUCAACCGAUAUAAGAGCAAUUUUGAAUCGAUUGCCCCUGUGAGGCAUUUCAAGAUUGCACCGACCGGCGACAAAACAGUCACAUUGGCACUGUGUAUGGACAAGGCUGCCGAUCGAGAUGCAGUGAUAAACCGUUUCAAAGGGGCAAUUAUCAUGGAUAAAAAACUGAAGGUGUAUCUGGUGCCGGGUAAAGCACGUAUGACGGCCGCCCAUGUAGCAAAAUAUGCAAUUUGCAAGAAUUCUAUUACGGUGGAUAACGUCCGUCCAUAUCUUAAAGACUACGAUGUGAGUUCGAUGUUCAAGAAAUGCGGCACCAUCAGUUUCUUAGAAAAGCUUGAAACCAGGUGGAUUAUUUGUUUCGAUAGUCCAUCGGCGGUGUCAUUGGCGCGCAGUUAUCAUCAAUUUAGUUUGUAUCGCAAGGUUCUGAAAGUUUGUGAUUUGACACAGGAAACUUUGCCGGUUUCAAAGAAAAUUCAGCUGCGAGAUCGUGAUGGUCACAUCAAGCUACAUGAAGAAGAAAAGAAGCCUAAUACUGUAACAAAAUAUGGACGAGGCGCAGAUGAUUUUCUCAGAGAUCUUUUGAAAACUAUGGACAAAAAUAUUAAAAAUGACAAAAACAUAGAACCAUUGGCAGAUGCUGCCGGCAAACAGCAGCCUGUGCCACAGAAGCCAAAGCAGUUUGGACCUUCUCUGAAAACCAAGGGGACCGCUGCGGACGUAAAAGUCACUGCAUCGAAGCCAAGCUCAUCAGACGGCUCUGAUAAACCAAGUACAUCUGCAGCAACCCAAAACAAGGAUAAUAAUCCGCUUGUAGAAGAUGCAGACAAUAUUUACACAACAAGCUGCCUAACCGUAGCAAAUCUUCCCAAAGGAAUCGAGGAAAAUGAUUUACGUGAGCUGUUCCAACCCUCGCGGAUCAAACAUGUUCAUCUGUAUUGCAGCAAAGAUCCGUAUUAUCCUUCUUCGGCGGCGAUUCUCAAUGCCCUUUCGAAGGCGGAUGCGAAACAAAUUUUAACCCACCACCACGACACUUAUCGAGGGAAAAGGGUCCUCAUCAAGCAUUCAUUUCUACCCGGAAUGGACUUUUUGCCGGCAAAUAGCCUCAUACUGAAACAAUUGCCUCCAAAUGUUAACGAGGAGGGCAUUCUCACCGAGGUGCAGAAAAUUCUCGGCCCCGAUACGGUGGAAGACGUCAUCAAGCCUGCGAAUCACUAUGCGUACUUCGAUCUCAAGGAGGAUAUUUCGGCGCACACGGUACUCAAUCGGUUGCGCGGCGCGAUGACGCGUUUCAAGAUCGAUGUAUUCCCACUGUACUGCAGAUUGCCGAAGACGUUUUUAAACUUACGAUCGCACUCGCGGAAGACGAUCGAAGAAAUGCGUACGCUUUGCGGAGCCCAGAAGCCAGACGUACCGUCGAGGGAUGAUAAGGAAUUUGGAGUACACAAUGCGCAUAAAUUAUUUGUCGGUAACAUUCCACGGGACACUCUCGCGGAGGACGUCAUCGCUUAUUUCAACAACUAUGGUAGCGUCAUUGAUUACUCAGCUGUGGAAAAAAAGAGCUGCUAUCUACGCAAAUCUGCCAUCAUCAGCUUCAUGAACCUGAAGCACGCAGAGAAUGCGUUCUGCCAGCAGCCUCACUAUCUGGAGGGCAGCAAGCUGGGGGUUCACCUGAUGGACAGUCCGCCGUUCAAUUUCGCAAAAGACGAACGGGUUCUCACCGUUAAGUUCCAUAGUCCAUUCAUAACAGAUGAUGAAAUACGAUUUGAGUUACUAAGUGUGUUAAAUAUCGUCUAUGAUAUGCGCUUCGAUGCGUUCGACGAUCGGGCCAAUUAUGUGGCAAAGUAUAAAAUUACUAAAAACAAAUAUCCAGCCUUUGAAGCCCUGCUCAACACGGAGUACAUCAACAAUGAAGCAGUAAAAAUAGUCCAGGGUUACGAUCCUUCACCUCCGACAGAUAAAGAAGCCCGCGAAAGUUCAAAUAUUGGAAACUCUCCUUUCCGACGUCAGAAGGAAAAAUAUUUAAGUUAUACCAACUACAAUGAAAAUAUCAAGGAAGACAUGGAGCUGCGUUCCAAGCCUAGAAAAGAAACCGACAUUCCUUUUAAGUCUUUCUUCAACGAUAAUUCAAUACAAAUCAACAACGUUUCAUUGGAUACGACGCUGGAGCACAUCCGAGACCUAUUCAUUAAAUGUGGUGACAUUGUAGACUAUCGCGCAUUAAUCCUAGAAGAAGACAACAGUAAGAUUUGCUUUGUGAGAUUUAAAAUAGAUUUAGCUGCCGAUUUGGCUUGCACGUAUAACCAAAAAAUGGUCAAUGGCAAACGUAUUCUGGUGCACUUGGCAAGGGAAACCUUGGUGGCCGAGCGAGAGCAAUCGGUUCUUCUAGAAAGGCUAAACCCUGUAUCAACCACCGAAGAUGUUCACGCUGCAUUCUCGCAGAUCGGAACAGUCAAGUACGUUCAGAAACAGUCUCCAUUCACGGCAAUCGUUUGCUUCAAAGAUAAGGACAGCAUGCUCGAAGCAGUCAACGUUUCCACCAUACCUAAGUCUGGACAGUUCAUUGUCAACCCGUGUUAUGAAGAAUAUGAUCCUCGCCUGUUUAAUAAUUUCUGUUGUCAGGAAGAGCAUAUUUCAUUCGAGCACUUGAGAAACGUACUUAGGCCUCGUAUUCUCCCUGAGUUUCAUCAGCUUGAACUCGAGCGACAAGUGUUCGAAAGCUUACCCGAUGAUAUCAAAACCCAUCUUAUCAAUGAAGUAUUCCUCGCCCGUGAAAAAAUCCCAAGCUUCAACAUGUUCCCGAAGCACCAGCAGAUCAAUAUUUUGAAGAACAAAUACCCCGAGUUUACUCAGCGGGAACACUUCGUGCGGUUGACACCGCGCGAACAAGAAAAGCUGUUGGAUGUGACGAGUAAACUACAGCACGACUAUCCGUACGAGGAUGUCAAGGACACGGACGUGCUACCUCCGGCCCCAAAGCAGGUACGCUUGGAAGACGCAGCCCCGAGGAAACCAGACAAAGCUUUCGCAGCCAAUUGGUACUCGGACGCUUCACAAGAACCCGUACCUAUGCCGAGCCCAUUUCCAGACGCAGAUAUGGGAAUGCAGCAGAUGAACGUACCCAUGAAUGCUAACCAUGUGGCUCAGGCACUUCCAUCGUCCGGUUUGCUCGGUUUCCCUGAUGGCAAUCCACCUCUAAUGGAAUUCCCUCCGCAAAGCAGCAUGUUCCAACAGAGAGGAGUUGGUCCUGGCGGUUUCUUUAACGUAUGUCCUCCACAGCAUCAGCCGAACUUCAACAGGGGCAAUGGUGGUCCCAUGGGACCGUCACCUUCCUUUGGUCCCCCGCACACGGGUAGAAUGCCGGGCCCAAUGGGUGGCAACCCCAGUCCGUGGAUGCAACAGCGGAUGGCUGCGAUGGCUUACAAUGCAGGAUCACCUUCAGCUGUUCCGAUGGGUUUCCAGCGUCCGCCCUUCUUCAAUUAAGGUAAAGAAGGGUUACGGUGUAGAUUUUAUAUAAAAUCUUAUUCAUUGGAAGUGUGCAA
Molecule: messenger RNA, 4348 nt
Organism: Armigeres subalbatus
Lineage: Eukaryota; Metazoa; Arthropoda; Insecta; Diptera; Culicidae
Exons: 13
Coding region: 144-4289 (1381 amino acids)
Cellular component (GO): ribonucleoprotein complex
Molecular function (GO): RNA binding
Source: RefSeq, a predicted model, not a curated record